AUGUCAGACCACAACUCAGCCUCUGAUUCAGAGUCCAACAAACAACCUCCAGCAAAUGAAGAAGAGAUUGCUGUCCUGCAGUCUUAUCUCGAGCAAUGGCACUCAGCUGCUUCAUCGGAGCGAAAGAAUAUCUUGAGAGCGGCUACAAUGGAAGCCCGGACAAAAGCACCAGUGAUGUCAAUUGUACUGUCCAAGGCUCGCAAAGCGACAUACGAGACAUGGUUCCGGAACCAUGCGAAGGCCAAGAAACCGGGGAAACCCCCCAUCAAGAUGGGGCAGAAAUGGACUGAGAGAAGUGUCAUAGACACACUCCAGAAGACGGAGCUCUUGAGAAAAAUCGAGGACGAGACUGGUGCCAAACCUGGAACAAAGGAGAUGAUGAACCAUUACACGGUUCACCUGAACUGGCUGAUGGCAUCGCUUUCACUGGAAGACCUUGAAGAAGCCAAAGAGACAGCCGAUGAAUGGAAUAGUCAGGGCAUUCCAGACAAUGUCAAAGUGGAGAUCGCAAGAAAGAAAGGCGAUGUUAUGAUCCGACACUUUGCAUCGGAGAUGUGGAACCACACCAGGAUCAGGGUGUUCGUGUUGUCAGCUUGGAAGGAUGGGGAGAGCAAGGUCCAGGUGUCUGGACAUGACUAUAACCAAGAGUUUGGUGGUGCCGAGUCGUUCAUGAAGACUCAGAACUGGAAAGUGAUUGAGCCAGAAUGGGACGCAUAUGCUGCAAGUGUAUUCGAGGGCGAUGUGGACGAAAAUACGGUUGCUCAGAAGAGGGGUAGACAGGACAACACGUAUAGCCUUGACAUCGGAGAUGAUGAAUAUCCUGUAAUCCCUGCAUAUGAGUCCAUGGAUUUAGAUACAAAGAAGGCAGUCAUCCGGGCAUUUUUGACAUGGCAUUACAGUCUUCUCAGCGACGGCUCGAGUGAGCCUACUGAAGCCGAGCGUGGUCUAGCCUUGACGGAACGUCAAGGAUUCCUCCGGUGA
This is a messenger RNA of Suillus discolor, 981 nucleotides long. RefSeq lists its product as uncharacterized. The transcript has 5 exons. The coding region runs from base 1 to 981 and encodes 326 amino acids. The record is from RefSeq and is a predicted model, not a curated record. NCBI's taxonomy places the organism in Eukaryota, Fungi, Basidiomycota, Agaricomycetes, Boletales, Suillaceae.